AAAAUGUGUAGACUAUCUCUCUAAACUAUAGUUUCCUGCAACAGGUAGCCGUGAGAGAUGAGCUGCUGUCAUGGGUCUGUACCCCAGGAGGUUCGGCCUGGUACAGCACGGGUCCUAGUGACUGAUCUAAGUGGAUCAGGCCUUGUCAACCCAACUCCUGCCACAAAAGCCUGUGAAGACUCAGAGACAGCAGUGGAGCUUUACCUCUCUCCAGAGAGGCUGAAAAUGCUGUGUGGAACUCGGGACCUCUCUCAUGUGACCUCGCUGGAGAUCUGCGUAGACACACAAGAAAACACACUGGGUAACUUUGGUGCCUUCUUGCCUAAACUGGCACAGCUGAAAAUGAACAAAAGCAUGAUCAUGUCAGUGAGAGACCUGGGAACCACCCUUUCCCACCUGCAGGUGCUGUGGAUGUCUCACUGCUGCCUACAAGACCUAGAUGGCAUUUCUACUUUUUCUUCUCUUAAGGAGUUGUACGUGGCCUAUAACACUGUGUCAGACCUGAGUCAGGUUGGCAUGCUGGAGAACCUGCAGCUGUUAGAUCUGGAGGGGAAUGAUGUGGAUGACUUAGUCCAGGUCCAGUAUCUGGGAUUGUGUGGCAAACUCCAGACACUCACGCUGGAGGGAAAUCCUGUGUGUGUGCAACCGAACCCCACGGCUACUCAGACUGCAGACUAUAGAUAUCGGGCUGCAGUGAGGGAGUUAGUCCCUCAGCUACAUUACCUAGACGAUGUAAGGGUGGAGGAGGAUGGGCUGAGCUGCAGCAGCACCAUGGGAGAAGACUGGGCCAUUCUCCGAAACUCCAUCAGAGACCGCAACUCCUCUCAGGGUGCUACUGAAGACGGGGAGACAGCAGACAGUGUGUGUCCUUAUAGCAGACCCAGUUCAGCCAGGCGCCCUGCUUCCAGCCGCUCCUGUGUCUGGCCGCUCUUGUCAGCGGGCUCCAGACCCCACACUGGCUCCAGACCUAUGUCACUAACCAGGCCUGGAGUUCUGUCCCCUCCUGGAUCCAGACCAGGUUCUGCAGACUCAGAUCUAGCAGCAGUGGAAGCAGAAACCAGCAUCAUGACACAUGGAGCUGGUAAGAUCCUGUUCUGUGGAAACCCAGUCCAGGCUAUUCGAGCGAGGCGAGAGAAGCUGAGGACGGCACCAACCAGGACUAUUUUCACCCCCUGUGACCUGCCCAUCCAUAUACCAGAGCACACGUACGACCUUGAGGAGCCUGAUGCUAGAGAACGUGGUGAUGUGUUCGCUGAGCUUAGAGCUUGGAAGGAGCAGCACAGCAGGCGUCUCCAGGCCAUAGAGACAGAAAGAUUACCACAGGUCCUGGUCAUUCAGCACAAUGAUAAAGAAGAGGAGGAAGACGAGAAGCACAGUGACAGCCUCUAUACUGCCUCAUCAGAUUCCUCAUUCAUGUCUCUUUCCCCAGACCUGUAUCACAGAGAGGCCUUAUCCCCUGACAUGGCUCAGCUGUCCCUGUCCUCAGACACCACGCUGUCCCCUUCUCCCCCUGUCAGUGCCACAACAGCUUCUGGUAGUCGGAACCUACAAGGGAUUCGUGCACGUAGGCUUCGACUCAGCCAGGCCAAAUCAGAACAUUCAGCUGAUUCCAGCGGAGUAGGGAGCUCCCACAGGACAGGUACAACAGCAGGAGACACAGACCGGACACUCCAGAAGAUCCAGCAUGUGACCAGGACCUGUGUGCCUUUGUUACCCCAGGCUGCACACAUACCUAGCCAGCCACCAACGAAAGCGAUGGGUGAAGGGCUUGUGGAUUCAUGUGCGGACAUGGACUUAUCCAUUCUGCAGUCUGGUGACAAGCACCUUCACACUCCUCAGAUGUCCAAACUCCUGGACAGACCAGUGAUUACUCGUCCACACACAGCCAGGGCAGCGCUACAGAAACAUCACCAGCACCACAUACUCCAGCCCUGCAGAGGGAGCUCACACCCAGAUUGACACCAGAGUGGGCUGAUGUUUGGCUGC
Molecule: messenger RNA, 1986 nt
Organism: Seriola dumerili (greater amberjack)
Lineage: Eukaryota; Metazoa; Chordata; Actinopteri; Carangiformes; Carangidae
Gene: lrrc56
Product: leucine rich repeat containing 56
Exons: 14
Coding region: 58-1959 (633 amino acids)
Source: RefSeq, a predicted model, not a curated record